Hippopotamus amphibius kiboko is the source of this 1445-nucleotide messenger RNA. RefSeq names its product CD72 molecule (gene CD72). The record is from RefSeq and is a predicted model, not a curated record. Bases 89 to 1270 code for a protein of 393 amino acids. Gene Ontology annotation, cellular component: plasma membrane. The transcript has 10 exons. Lineage: Eukaryota; Metazoa; Chordata; Mammalia; Artiodactyla; Hippopotamidae. Gene Ontology annotation, molecular function: transmembrane signaling receptor activity.
UGUGAAGGGACAGAGGGGAGAGUGGCAAGGGUGGCCUGUGGCAGGUGGAAGAGGAGGGAGACGAGUGGGAGCAGAGGUGCUCAGGACCAUGGCUGAGGCCAUCACCUAUGCAGACCUGCGGUUUGUGAAGGCUCCCCUGAAGAACAGCGUCUCCAGCCGGCUGGGACAGGACCCAGAGGCUGAUGAAGAUGGGGAACUCACCUAUGAGAAUGUUCAAGUGAUCCCAGGCCCAGCGGGGCGACCAAGCUUGGCUUCUGCUGGAUUAGGGGACAAAGCAGGGGCCCAGCCGGAGCAGCCAACUGCUGCCUGGAGCCCCGUGACAUCACCAGCCGCCGGGCGGAUUCUUCCCUGCCAUGCAGCCUGCAUGCAGCACCUCCUUCUGGGCCUCCUCCUCACCUGUCUGCUGUUAGGCACGGCUGCCAUCUGCCUGGGAGUGCACUAUCUGCAGGUGUCUCAGCAGCUCCAGCAGAUGAAUAGAGCUCUGGAAGCCACUAACAGCACCCUGAGGCAGCAGCUGCACCUAAAGAUAACCCAGCUGGAGCAGAGGGAAGAGGCUUUGCAGGGAUCCAGGAGGGAGCUGGCUGAGAGUCAGGAAACACUACAGGUGGAACAGAAGGUUGGCCAGGCUACCAAAGAGCAGUUGCAGGCCUGCCAGUCGGAAGGAGAGAAGACAAAAGAGGCACUGAGAAAUAAGGAGACACAGAGCAUGAACUUGGAGCAGAGGCUGAGCAGCGUGCAGGAUACACUGAAGCCCUUCUUCUCAUGCCUCUCACCAGAUUCCUGCUGUCCCUUGGGAUGGAUACUGAGUGAAAGGCGUUGCUUUUACAUCUCAGCUACUAAGAGAACUUGGGAGGAAAGCCAGCGCCAUUGCAAAUCUCUGUCCUCUGACCUGGCCAUAUUCAGCUACGUUACUCAUUCAUAUGGAGUUAGUCAUUCAUAUGGAACUUAUUAUGACAGAAACUUACAAAAGGUGUUGACACAAGGUGGUUCAGCUGAAUCAUACUGGAUUGGCCUCAGAAAUGAUAAAUACUGGCAGUGGAUUGAUGGUACAAAAUACCAACCACUCUCUGCCUUGGAGUCCAGACACCUGUCCCUGAACUAUCCCACACAUGGCUCUAGGACGGCAGGGUUUUAUAGUCGAAGCCAAAAAUGUGGCAAGGUAGAAAGUGAGCAGCGGAGUCUGAAAGCAGAAGACUGUCAUUCUUCUCUUCCCUCUAUCUGUGAGAUGAAAACUUUCAGGUAUCCGGAUGGCGACGGCUCUUUGCACUGAGCUGGCCUGCAGGUCCUAAGGUCCACCUCCCUCCAGUGGGUCCUCACUCUGCCUGGACUGUGCCUGGCCAAGGGCUGACCCAUGCCCAGCAUUUCUAGGCAACCCUGCUGCCUGCUGGAGAUCCUGGCCCAGAAACUGGACUGUUCCUGGGGGAAGAGUAAAGAAGCUACUAGAA